Messenger RNA from Aspergillus pseudonomiae, 1344 nucleotides. RefSeq lists its product as uncharacterized. NCBI's taxonomy places the organism in Eukaryota, Fungi, Ascomycota, Eurotiomycetes, Eurotiales, Aspergillaceae. Bases 139 to 837 code for a protein of 232 amino acids. The transcript has 4 exons. The record is from RefSeq and is a predicted model, not a curated record.
GGACGAUCUGGAGAUUCCCGGAACAACACCGCCACGCUUGAGGAAUAGCCGUGUGCCGAUAGUACAAAUGAAUAAGAGUCCAACUAUCGAGGUGAAAUAUGUCAGAAUACAAACAACAUACAGACUUUAUAGACCACCAUGGCACGAACCAUGAGCGAUACAACUGCCUGCCACCAAACAGGCGCCAAGCGCCCGGCAUAUGACUCCCAUAGUGACAGCGAAGCGGACAGGCCUGUCAAAAAACGGCACUUAUGGGCCAGGUCUAUGUCAAAAAGCGACUGUUGUUGGGACAGAGAGAUUAAGUGUGAUAAUGUAUCUCUUUCCCAGUCAUGUCUAUUGCAUAGGCAAGACUGUUGCAAGAAGACCAUUGGCGUGCACCACCGGGGGACUACCAAGGACCAGUGUUUGUCAACAAUUGCGCCGGAGAAUGAAGGGCAGUGGAUUGAUAGGUCGACGGUUGAAGAUAUAUCGAAGCGAUUGGAUCGCAUUGAGCGGUGUUUGCACUUCAUGUUCCCAGAGCUUUUCCUUAAUCCGGAUACAGAUGAAGGGACCCUGACUGACUCUGACGAUGACUCUGUGACUGUUUGUUCGGAGAAUGAUAGCUACCCGGUGACAUGUCAAGCGGUUGCUAUCGUAAAUCGAUGGCUAGCUCAGUCACAACACUUCUCCAAUAAGAUAUCCACCCAGCCUAGUCUUGCUUUUGCUCAAGAUUAUCUGGGAGAGGUGACAAGCACAUGCAGUGUGGGCGACACUGCGUCUUCGCCUCCUUUAAUUCCCCUCUCCCCUCCGAGUAGGGAUGAUAGGGGCCAGAGAAACGUCAUGACAGAAAUGGAAUAGCUGAAGGUCCCUUCUGGCGAUUACCUCGACCGUGAUCUUAUCAUUUGGUCUUUGAUUGGACGUCUGUGCUUUUUCUAAGGAGUAUCAGGCCAUAAUUUAUGGUCCGAAUAUUCAGCCAAUACUUUAUCUUUUACGAACGACACGUUCUUUCAAGGAAAAGAAACGUGGACUUGUCGUUAUGGCGAUCCCAGUUGGACAUACCCGACCUAAUCUCCCCCAACGUUAAAGCCGGUACAUCCAAGACUCACGACAUACUCGAGCCCGAAAGCAAUUACAUGAGCUCGCAGAACACGAUAAUGACAUCAAACCACCGUCACAAUAAAGUAAUACAUGUUCAAUACACACACAUUCGAAAUUAUCUCCUUCCCCUGCUUCAUCUACGGCCAGUGCUUCCACCACCCAGAAUAGCCAACCGCCCCUUCACCGACCAAACAAUCAAAACGACAGGGGCCAACGUAGGCUUAGGCCUUAAAGCACCCCAACAUAUUGUCUGCCUCGGUGAAACAA